AGGCACGACGCGUAAUGAUCAGUGUAGGUACCACAAUGUCCAGGGCUCAGGGCUGCCCAGCAUGUCAGGUAUUAACAGAGCGAGCGUGAUUAAAUGUGGGAGGUAGGAACUGUGAGGCUGGCGGAGCGCGCUGCCGCCGCCGCUGCGAGCUGGAAACUACUGAAUGGGAAUCUAUCCGGCAACUUCACCACACCGCUGUCUGACGGCGGCGACACGGGGGCUCUGCGUAAAACCAAGCGGCGCGUCUCCGAGUCUGGGUCAGCCCAACUCACAGACGGAGAAGAGGACGCUCAAGUUAGAUCGGGCGAGCAGCUUUUUACUUGUUACCGGCGCUCGGCUCCCACUAACAUGCCUGCCAUCAAAAAGGAGAGGCUGGAUGGAGACGACAUGGCACUGACUGCGUUCAACCAGUCCGAAUACCUGGCCCCUUUAAAUGCCACCGCGAUCCCCGUGGUGACCCCGCAUCAGCCGCCCUACGACCACAUUUUCGCCCAUCAUCGCGCGUACUUGGGGCUCCACGACUCGGCGCUGCAUCACCAGCAGCACCUCCACCAUCACACGGACGACUUAAUGCUGGAGAGGUUCUCCUCCAUCCCCGACUUUCAGCCCUUCUUCGACAACGGAGAGCCGUGCAUCGAGGUGGAGUGCGGGGAAAACAAGGCUUUGCUUUAUAUCAAUAAAUUGUGUCAAGGCAGCAAAGGACCCUCAAUUAAAUACAGGGGCGAGUGGCUCACCCCCAACGAGUUCCAGUUUGUCAGUGGACGGGAGACUGCCAAAGAUUGGAAACGGAGUAUCAGACACAAAGGGAAAAGUCUCAAGACUCUCAUGUCCAAAGGAAUCUUACAGGUGCACCCUCCAAUCUGUGACUGUCCUGGUUGUCGGAUUUCAUCUCCAGUGAACCGCGGGCGCUUGGCUGAGAAACGCACCAUCCCCCUGCCUCCUAACAGGGUGCCCAAGAAGGAGCUGGCCUCCAUCUUCAGCAGUGACGACAGUGAAGGCAGCGAGCGGGCCAGUGGGGAUCAUGCCCACAUCAAACAGGAGGACGAGUUGCAUUACAGUAUCAUGAGAAAGAGUCGUGACAGUGAUCUCUCUACAAUCAUCUCCAACCUGCACCACACCAGACAGCACGGCAUGCCAGAGGGCCAGUCAGCGCCUGACCACAACAGCAGUACUGGACACACAGAUGACCUUCUAGGCAAGAGGAGAAGCUUCUCUCCCAACAGCAGCAGCGAGUGUCCCUCUGACAGCAAGAAGUCACGUAGCGUAUCCCCCAAAGAGAACUCCCAGAGCCCGGUGGUGGAAGCAGGUGGCAGCCACGGCCACAUGAGCCCUGAGGAGCACUACAGGCGCAUGAUGUCAGCGCUCAGCGAGCAAGGGUCCUACGAGGAGCAGCAGCAACGGCUCUACCAGCUGGCGAGCAGCAUGGGUCUGCAGGGCCACGACAUGCUGCGUGCUCGCCAGGAGGCAUUGGCUGCGGCGGUGAGGAAUCCGGCGGCCUUAGAAGCUCACCUGCCCUCUGCGGGCAGCUCCUCUUCAUCCAGCCAGAGACGUAAGCAGGGCCUACCACAGCACCGGGACGCACAUUACACCGACAGAGACAUGUCCCACCCUCCGCCUCUACUGUCCCCUCCAACUGCGCCUCACAUCGCCUUAGGACCUCACCUGCGGCCUCCUUUCCUGGGCUUGCCCUCAGCUCUCUGCCAGGCCCCUGGUUACGGUUUCCUCCAACCAGCUCAAGCUGAGAUGUUUGCUCGGCAACAGGAGAUGUUGAGGAAGCAGAAUCUGGCCAGACUCGAGAUGUCGGCAGAGCUGCUGAGACAGAAAGAGUUAGAGAGUCUCCACCAGCGACAGCAGCAGCAGCGUCUCCUGGGCUCCGACCAUCUGGGAGCUCUACCUCCUGGCCUUCCCCCUGAUCAUCCAGCCCUGCGGAGUCUCCACGACAUCCCAGAAGGCCAUCCGCUCCGUGAGGAACUGGUCCGCCGCUCGAAUGCAAUGCUGGUGCUUCGCCACGGGGCUGCCACACCCCUCUUAACCCUCAGCCACCAGCAGCAACCAGGGGCGUCCUCCACACCCAAAGACACCCAGGCGCAUAGCUCUUCUGUGGGUCACGAUGCCGACUCCAGGAAGACACCCCGCAGGGGUCCCCUGACGCAGCUCCGUGCUGGGGAUCACGCGGGAAGAAGAGAGGACAGAGGAAGGGAGAGAGACAGGGAGGUGCAGGAUGAGGAGAUGAAGGACUCUGACAGCGAGGCAGAGAUGUGUGAGGAGAGGCAGGAGAGCGUCAGUGCCAAGUCCAGCAGUAAACCCAGGGACAGGGAGAGAGAUGGGAGCAAAGAGACUGGCAGCAAGGGAGUGUGUGAAAGUGCCAAGGAGAUCGGAGAGAGCUCAGGCCGGCUGAGCGCCCCGUGUAGUUCAGCCGGUACAGAGUCGCCCAGUCGCCACCUGUUCACCCCUGGACUGGGCAAGGCUGAUGUCAAGUACCAGCUUCCACCUGGGUUCAUGCCACCGCUGCCUGCUCUUCACGCCCAGUCGUUGCCCUUCGGGUUCCCCUACACCAACCCCUACUUUCACACGGGCUCUAUGGGAGGUCUUUUCAUGGAUGGGGAGGACUCGGCCACAGCAAACCCUGUGGAGGACAUAAGCAAGUGGAGUGUGGAAGACGUGUGCGGCUUCAUAAGCAGCCUGGCCGGAUGUGCUGAAUACACACAGGUGUUUCGGGAGCAGGCCAUCGAUGGAGAGACAUUACCGCUGCUCACUGAGGAGCACCUGCUCAACACCAUGGGACUAAAGCUGGGGCCCGCGCUCAAGAUCCGCUCACAGGUGGCGCGCCGGGUUGGCAGGUUUUUCUACAUGACUGGAUUCCCGCUGGCGUUCCCCUUUCCGCCUUCUGCCGCGCUGCGCCCCCCAGAACGGGAUCGGGACCUCCUCACCACGCCGUCUGACACGCCCCUGUCCCUGCCCCACAGACCCACCUCCACCAGCAGCAGCUCUUCACCGUACAGCGGCCCCAACCCAGGGUGCUCCUCUCCCAAGCAGGAAAACGGUAACGGCUCUGCGGUGGGGGGAAGAUACGAAGCCAAAACUCCUUCGUAGGAGAGGAACGGAUAGGGGGUGAAGAGGGCAGACCUGCCUCGAACUAACCGAAGAGGGUGUGAAGGGGGAGAAUAUGAACCAGAGAGACUGACUCCCAGAUCCCCCUCACCUCUGGAAGGUUUCGCUGAAAUUUAUGGGAAAAUAUUGAACUGGAAUAAAAGACAGCUGGACCGUAUCCGACAAACCAAUCAGCCUCUGAGUUCCUCUGCAGUGGCUGUAGCCGAGCAGAAUCCAAACAAAGUGGGUUGGGGAAGGGAGACACGUGAAGCGACAGAGAAAGAGGAAAAAGGAGACAGCUGGUCACAGACAGCCUGCCAAAAAAAAAAGGAGCGAAGCCCUGCCACAAAUGCGACAUUCUUGCAAGUCAGACAGUCAGACGCUAGCGGAAACUCUUCCUUCCUUCCUGGGCUGGAGGAAGCUCCGCUCACUCACCCACACUCCCUUUUCUCUUGUCUCUCUCUUACUCACACCACAAGCCCUGCAGAACCCAGGAAUUAAAAAGAGACGCCUCUACUCUCUCUCUCUUUUUUUUAAUCUCCCUCCCUUCCUUCCGUCUCUCCCUUUGCCGGUUUUUCCCCGAGGCCAAAAAGCAGCGUGGAGCUGUCUUUUGUAGAGUUGAAGCAUAUGCUGAGCAGCACCAGAUCUGACCAGCUCCCUCUUAUCACUGCAACUAUGCAUUCCACUGUCCCGAUACCAAAGAUGACCGGACGCGUGGAAUUGGAACCGUGUUUCACAAUGUGUCUGCCUCUUGUUUUUUUUGUUUUUUUUCUUUUUUGCAUUAAUGGUCUGAGAGAAAGACUGCUCCAACAGGGAAAUGCUAGGCUAGUGCCUCAUGCGAUGGACUGUAUUUGAGGGUGACAUACAAACGCUUACAAACGUUAACGAAAAAAGGCUGAAGCCUCACUGAGAAAAGGCUCGUGUCAUUGUACGCUUGUGUUGACUACUGUGGGAGGUAGGGAAAACAUGCAAAAUUGUACAGAAUCAUGCUUAAGAUGAAAAUAUCCUGAAGGUUACAUACGUGGUACUUUUACUUUUUUGUUAAAUGUAGUUGCACGAAUAAGGUUUUCUUUACUGAAAAAUGUGACUUGCUGAACUUUGGUGGUACUUUUGUUAAUACUUCUUUUUGUUCUGCCAUUUAAAAAAAAACAAAAAAACCUGUAAUAUUAAAGAUGCUCCAAUCUUGAUGAAUGCUACUUCAGCAUAUAAAUAUGAGGAAAAAAAUAUUUAUAGGACUUUUGAUGUAGUAGAAAAAGCAGAUUAUGAUAUGUAUUAUAAUUAGCCCUUAUGAUGGAUUCCAAAGAUACUCUUACUUUGUUUUCUCUUGGUUGCAGGGAAAAGAAAGGCACAAAGCUCUUAAUGCAAAUGUUUUGAAUUUGUUAUGGAUUUUUUUUUUUAAAACUACGCAAGCAAUGAAUUAAAAAAUGGUCUCUAGAUUUCCCUUCAAAAGUUUUGUCUUCAUCCUAUUUUUCUAUUCACCACACAGGUGAAAUAAAUCCUAAAGAAAUGUC
This is a messenger RNA of Acanthopagrus latus (yellowfin seabream), 4601 nucleotides long. It is a transcript of the gene samd11, whose product is annotated as sterile alpha motif domain containing 11. Gene Ontology annotation, molecular function: RNA polymerase II cis-regulatory region sequence-specific DNA binding; protein binding; DNA-binding transcription activator activity, RNA polymerase II-specific. Gene Ontology annotation, biological process: positive regulation of transcription by RNA polymerase II. The coding region runs from base 94 to 3093 and encodes 999 amino acids. NCBI's taxonomy places the organism in Eukaryota, Metazoa, Chordata, Actinopteri, Spariformes, Sparidae. The transcript has 13 exons. The record is from RefSeq and is a predicted model, not a curated record.